AUGCCUCCCAACAACAACGCGAUACCUCCCAGAAAGGAGGUGACAGGCCAGCCGGCCCUGCCUCUGGCCCGCGUGAAGAAGAUCAUUGGUACAGAUCCAGACAUUGGAAUCUGCUCAAACAACGCGGCUUUUGUUAUCACUCUGGCAACAGAAAUGUUCAUCCAGUACCUUGCCGCCGAGGGCCAUAACAUGGCAAAGGCAGAGCGCAAGCCCCGUCGUAACGUUCAAUACAAAGACUUGUGUACCCUGGCUUCCCUUUGCCUCAAGCGGUUUCAAGGAGUCAGCAGAAGCAUCAUUGAAAAGUCACUAACAAGGCAAACGUACCCUCCAGCAACCGCAGUCAACCACCACGACAACCUCGAAUUCCUCGAGGACGUCAUCCCCAAGACGGUCCCCUACAAACAAAUCAAGGAUUCGGCCGCCGCCGCGCGCCUCAACCCCCGGAAAGCUGACCAGGAGCCCAAGAAGCGGCAAUCGACCCUCAAAACGAAGGGCGCCAACGCAGGCGCUUCCAGCAGCGGCAACAGCAACGGUGUCAAUGGCACAGCCGCCGCUGCCGCCUUGGAUCCAGUCGCAGCUGUCAUUCAUUCCGACGAUCCCAGCGCCCAGCUGGUCGCCGAGGCCCGUCGUGCGGCUGGGGACGAGGAUGUUGACAUGACGGGAUAG
Messenger RNA from Colletotrichum lupini, 666 nucleotides. RefSeq names its product histone-like transcription factor and archaeal histone. Lineage: Eukaryota; Fungi; Ascomycota; Sordariomycetes; Glomerellales; Glomerellaceae. The coding region runs from base 1 to 666 and encodes 221 amino acids. The transcript has 4 exons. The record is from RefSeq and is a predicted model, not a curated record. Gene Ontology annotation, cellular component: CHRAC; nucleus. Gene Ontology annotation, molecular function: protein heterodimerization activity.